AAUCAGUGGCCGGCAGUCUGCUGCAUGUGGCCCACGGGCCGCGGGUUUGAGACCUGAUCUGCUGUAGAGGAAUUUCCGCUACAUAUUAAACAGUGAAAAGAGUCUGUAGUUGAACAGACUUGGUGUAAUCCAACUAUAAAUAGAACUAGAAUGGAUUUUUGACUUCAGGACUGUUUAUCGUCUGGAUUUAAUGUGGUUGUCAGUUUAAAUGCUGAUUUUAAAUUUUUUUGUUGUAAUGUUUUAAAUGAUGAACCUGCGUGUGUGAUGUUUCCUUAUUGAAGAUUUUACUAUCUCAGCGAUGAUACAUGUGAUCAUUCAGUACACUUUGUACCUGGAUGUGAGUCGUCGCACACUCUCAGGUGUGAGUGCACAUCACAGCCAGUUGGGCAGCCGACCGUCCUCCUCCUCCUCAAUCAAUAAUUGAAACGGCCGCCUCAUAUCCAUGGCACCUGGCCCCCUUUUCUCUCUCCCAUGCUCACUUGCUUGCUCUUUCCACGAACACCGCCGAUGACAAGGGGAAUAAAAGAGCCCGUGAACGGCAGAGAGAAGGAGAGUUAGGGAGGCACAAUCAGUCCACUGCACAGGUGUUAUUGUUAUUGGACCCUGGAAGGAGCAGCAGAAGGUGACUGUGCUGUGUAUAAAUACAGACGUUUGAAUGGGAAAUCGGACUCUGUCUUGUCUCUGACGUCCAUUCUACCAGACUGGUUUUUUUUUGUGUGUGUGUGUGUGAGAAGUUUAUAUUUGACUGAAAGUUUGGCCACAAUGUCGGGAGCAAACAGUGACCAGCUGCACAGAUCCACUCUGACCGUCUAUUCGAACCUGAUGGAACAGUUCAACCCAGGCCUCCAGAAGCUUGUCACUCUUGGAGACAGCUACGUCAAAGCCUUUCAAGCCUUGGCUGUUUGCAGUGAGGCCUACUUCAGUGCUGUGGCUAAGAUGGGCGACCAGGCACUUCACACGCUCUCCUCUCGCUCUCUUGGCGAUGUCCUGAUCCAGAUAUCAGACACACAGAGGAGACUCACCGCAGAGAUGGAGGGAGUGUUUCGAUGGUUCCAGGUCGAGGUGCUGCAGGCUAUGGAGAAGAACGUAAAGCUGGAUGAGGAAUACAUCGAUGGAAGUCGCAGAGUGUAUGAGCUGGAGGUCAGAAAUCAGGCAGAGGCUCUGGAGAAGCAGCUCAGACGAGGAACCUUCAGAGACUCUCUGGAGAACAGUGAUUACAUGUUGUACCUGAGGCAGAGCCAGCAGGAGAUCCUGAAGGAGGAGGAGAGGAGGUAUCGCUUCUUGGCAGAGAAGCACUGUGGCCUCACUCAGUCGCUACUCUUCCUCAUAAACAAGACGGGCGCGUCUCUGCAGCAGAAGGCAGACGGAUGGAAGGAGAAAGUGAACGAGACCAGAGGGUCCAGACCUCGAACACCCACCCACUUGGACCAAGAGGCACAGCUGCGAGGUUCAGUGAGCUCCCUGCUGCAGACGGUAGCCCGAGAUGAAGACAUGUCCUGGGCCAGGAGGGAGCAACAGGCACUGGGCAGAGUGCCCUCUAGAGCACCGUCUCCUCUCCCGAGCCGCUCUCGCUCCAGCUCAGUGGGUGAAUCUCUGGGUCUGGGCGGAGGCCGAGCCAUGAGAGCCCUGGUGUCUCAUCCGUCCUCGUCCAACCCAAAGCUUCUGCCGUUCAAUAGAGGAGAGACUGUCACCGUACUGGUUCAGGAACCACGCAAUGGCUGGCUGUAUGGACGCACAGACAGCAGCCUGCGUCAAGGAUGGUUCCCUGCCACUUAUGUGGCACCUGUAGAAGAUGUCUCCAACACUUUAGCGACAAGCGGUGGUUCACUAAGAAGCCACAGUAUGAACAACCUGCUGGACCCCACUGAGCAAACAGAGAGCAAGAGCUAUGGAGAUGUCCCGCCUCCGGCCACGCCCACCCGUAGAGCCUCUGUAGACUUGCGUUCGGUGUCUCCACUCCCUGAGAAAAAGACAGAGUCUGCGACGGAGCUAAAGCCCAGUCUGACAAAGAGCUACAGUGAACACCAACCUCCACCACCGCCGCCGCCUCCUCCAUCGAGUCUUCGACGGGGCUCUGUCGAUUUUCAAACAAUGUCUCUCCUCCCUGACAGGAAGAGCGAGUCGGCAUCUGAUUUCCAGAGAUUGUCACCACAGGGAGCGACUGAAAACCGUCUGUUUCCCAGAGGCACAAACCCGUUCGCCACUGUAAAGCUUCGCCCCACGACGACCGACGACAGAUCUGCUCCGCGGAUCCCCUGACCCGUCAGCACUCGUGCAGGCAGGGUUGUGUAAUUGAGGCUGCCAGAUCAGGUUGUAGAAGCGGUGUAUGUCAUCUCUGAAAUAUGAGGCUUUACAUCAGAUAUGGCAUUUUUGUACAUUAUUAGAAAAGAUUGGGAGUAUUUAUUGCACCAUAAACAAAAGUAGUACUGUAGUGGCUCUAAGUAAUUAAAAAUGACUGUUACCAAUGUCGUUUUUUGGCUAACUUCCUGUCUGUUGAUGCCGUUAGCAUCCUCAAAGAUUUACUGUUGGACCUUUAAACAUCAAAACCAUGAAGUUUUUUUUCUUUUUUUGGUCAAAUAUUUAAAGGUAGAUAUUUAUGUACGUCUAUUUUUUUUCAUUUUGCUAAAUAUCAAGUGAUAGCUUGCAGGUGGUUAGCUUAGCAUCAGGGGAAAAAGCUAACCUGGCUCCGUUUGUAGGUUAGUAAUCCACCUACAGUGUCUUGAAAGGCAUCUAUAAAUAAAACGUAUUGUUGUUGUUGUUAUUAU
Molecule: messenger RNA, 2765 nt
Organism: Solea senegalensis (Senegalese sole)
Lineage: Eukaryota; Metazoa; Chordata; Actinopteri; Pleuronectiformes; Soleidae
Gene: baiap2l2b
Product: BAR/IMD domain containing adaptor protein 2 like 2b
Exons: 14
Coding region: 763-2259 (498 amino acids)
Biological process (GO): positive regulation of actin filament polymerization; actin crosslink formation; plasma membrane organization
Cellular component (GO): nucleoplasm; cytosol
Molecular function (GO): protein binding
Source: RefSeq, a predicted model, not a curated record